Molecule: messenger RNA, 1229 nt
Organism: Tribolium castaneum (red flour beetle)
Lineage: Eukaryota; Metazoa; Arthropoda; Insecta; Coleoptera; Tenebrionidae
Gene: Dpit47
Product: DNA polymerase interacting tpr containing protein of 47kD
Exons: 3
Coding region: 134-1156 (340 amino acids)
Biological process (GO): protein folding
Cellular component (GO): cytosol; nucleus
Molecular function (GO): Hsp90 protein binding; Hsp70 protein binding
Source: RefSeq, a predicted model, not a curated record
CACGUGUGCCCCCUAAAGCCCCCCUUUCGGAGCAAGAGCGCCUGGCCUUGGCCGCGAAGCUCGACCAGGAGCUGGACGAGUUCAUCGACAGCCUCCCGAAACGCAAGCCGGAGGAGCCCGUCCCGUUCGACAGAUGGGAGGAAGUGAGGACAUCACAAAUCACCCCUUUUUCAUGAAAACGGUGCCCGAGGACGGGGCACCGCUGCACCCCCUUUACGAAGGCCUCCAAAAGCUGAAGUACGACCCGGACGAAAAUGAGCCCCAAGACCUGGCAAUUGCAUACAAAGACGACGGGAAUUUCAAUUUCAAGCACAAAAAGUACCGCAUGGCUGUUAUUUCAUACACGGAGGGGAUCAAAGCAAAGUGCGGCAAUGACGAAAUCGAGGCCACACUGUACAAUAACCGGUCUGCGGCUCAUUUCUUCCUGGGGAAUCACCGGUCGGCGCUUGCCGACGCCGAAAUGGCGCUAAAAUUGAAGCCUGGCUACGGGAAAGCGCUAGUCAGGGCUGCCAAUUGUUGCUACAAGACUGGCAAAUUUGACAAGGCUAUUGAGUAUUGUGACCAAAUUUUAGGGGGGAAUGAUAAUAAUAAUAACGAAGAGGCGCAAAAGUUGCGCGAAAUGUCGCUAAACUCGAAGAAAAUCGCCGAACGCGACGCCCGUCGCAGGGAAAAAACCGAGCGAAAGCAACAAAAAGAGGAGGCGUUGAUAAUCGGGGAAAUACUCAAGCGGGGGAUUGACAUCGAAGGGCGCGAAAAUUUGAAUUUGGCCAAGCUUGAGCCGCAAUUUCCGCAGCUUUUCAACAGUCGGGUCGCGAUUAGAGAUGGACGGUUGGUUUGGCCGGUGGUUUUAUUUUACCCCGAGUAUAAAAUAAUGGAUUACAUUCAAGAAUUUGACGAGUGUGAUUGUUUUUCCGAGCAAUUGUCGCAAGUGUUCGAGACCAGGCCCGAGUGGGAUUGCGAGGGGAAGUACCGGGUUGGGAACUUAAACGUUUAUUUUGAGGACAAAAAAAAUCGGAUUGUCCCAGUUGACGUCAGUCGAACGUUAUUAGAAGUUUUAAAAUUAGAAGGGCAUGUAAUACGUGAAGGGACCCCCAAGUUUAUCAUCCUUCCGGCGAAUAGUCGAGUCGAGAAACUAUUCUUGGCUCGGUCUUUAUAAAAUUCAUACAGUUAUUUGUGUAAGUAAAAGUCCGGGAAUAGAUUUGUGAAUAAUUAAUAAAGUAUUGAUUCAG